UGCGGCCGGCGCCGGGGUGGGGAGUUGUGCGCCGGUCCCUGGGCCUGAGCUCCGGCUCCGGCUGGGGCGCCUGCGAUGUCUCAAGAUGGCGGAGCUGGGCGAAUUAAAGCACAUGGUGAUGAGUUUCCGGGUGUCUGAGCUCCAGGUGCUUCUUGGCUUUGCUGGCCGGAACAAGAGUGGACGGAAGCACGAGCUCCUGGCCAAGGCCCUGCACCUCCUGAAUUCCAGCUGUGCCCCUAGCGUCCAGAUGAAGAUCAAAGAGCUCUACCGACGACGCUUUCCCCGGAAGACCCUGGGGCCCUCUGAUCUCUCCCUGCUCUCUUUGCCCCCUGGCACCUCUCCCGUAGGCUCCCCUGGCCCUCUAGCUCCCAUUCCCCCAACCCUGUUGGCCCCUGGCACCCUGCUGGGCCCCAAGCGUGAGGUGGACAUGCACCCCCCUCUGCCCCAGCCUGUGCACCCCGACGUCACCAUGAAACCACUGCCCUUCUAUGAGGUCUACGGGGAGCUCAUCCGGCCCACCACUCUUGGUACGCCUCUUCGUGGUCCCUUAGUCUUCUGGACUCCAUGCCUGUUCCCGAAACAUUUCAGAGGCUUGAGUCCCGUGGGAUCAGCGGCACGGAUGGGGGUGAUUUCUGUGGCUGCCUGUACGUGGGCUUCGAAUAACUGCCUUUUCGUAUCCUCAGCAUCCACUUCCAGCCAGCGGUUUGAGGAAGCACACUUCACCUUUGCCCUCACACCCCAGCAAGUGCAGCAGAUUCUCACCUCCAGAGAGGUUCUGCCAGGAGCCAAAUGUGAUUAUACCAUACAGGUGCAGCUAAGGUUCUGUCUCUGUGAGACCAGCUGCCCCCAGGAAGAUUAUUUUCCCCCAAACCUCUUUGUCAAGGUCAACGGGAAACUGUGCCCCCUGCCGGGUUACCUUCCCCCAACCAAGAAUGGGGCUGAGCCCAAGAGGCCCAGCCGCCCCAUCAACAUCACACCCCUGGCUCGACUCUCAGCCACUGUUCCUAACACUAUUGUGGUCAAUUGGUCAUCUGAGUUCGGACGGAAUUACUCCUUGUCUGUGUACCUGGUGAGGCAGCUGACUGCAGGGACCCUUCUACAGAAACUCAGAGCAAAGGGUAUCCGGAACCCCGAUCACUCGAGGGCACUGAUCAAGGAGAAAUUGACUGCUGACCCUGACAGUGAGGUGGCCACUACGAGUCUCCGGGUGUCACUCAUGUGCCCGCUAGGGAAGAUGCGCCUGACUGUCCCUUGCCGCGCCAUCACCUGUGCCCACCUGCAGAGUUUCGACGCUGCCCUUUAUCUACAGAUGAACGAAAAGAAGCCAACAUGGACGUGUCCUGUGUGCGACAAGAAGGCGCCCUAUGAAUCUCUUAUCAUUGAUGGUUUAUUUAUGGAGAUUCUUAGUUCCUGUUCAGAUUGUGAUGAGAUCCAGUUCAUGGAAGAUGGAUCCUGGUGCCCAAUGAAACCCAAGAAGGAGGCAUCUGAGGUUUGCCCCCCGCCAGGGUAUGGGCUGGAUGGCCUCCAGUACAGCGCAGUCCAGGAGGGCCAUCCGUCAGAGAAUAAGAAGAAGGUCGAAGUAAUUGACUUGACAACAGAAAGCUCAUCAGAUGAGGAGGAUCUGCCCCCACCCAAGAGGCACUGUCCCGUCGAGGAUCUGCCCCCACCCAAGAGGCACUGUCCCGUCGCCUCCGCUGCCGUCCCCGCCCUACCUGGAAGCAAAGGAGUCCUGACGCCUGGCCACCAGCCAUCCUCGGUGCUGAGGAGCCCUGCCAUGGGCACGCUGGGUGGGGAUUUCCUGUCCAGUCUCCCACUCCAUGAGUACCCACCUGCCUUCCCACUGGGAGCCGACAUCCAAGGUUUAGAUUUAUUUUCAUUUCUUCAGACAGAGAGUCAGCACUACGGCCCCUCCGUCAUCACGUCACUAGAUGAACAAGAUGCCCUUGGCCACUUCUUCCAGUACCGAGGGACCCCUGCUCACUUUCUGGGCCCACUGGCCCCCACGUUGGGGAGCUCCCAUCGCAGCGCCACUCCGGCGCCCCCUCCUGGCCGUGUCAGCAGCAUUGUGGCCCCUGGGGGGGCCUUGAGGGAGGGGCAUGGAGGACCCCUGCCCUCAGGUCCCUCUUUGACUGGCUGUCGGUCAGACAUCAUUUCCCUGGACUGAGUUCCUUGGAUUAUGGAAACCUCACUGUCCGCCAACACGGAGCAGGUAGGCUGUGGAGUCCCAGCGCCGGCUGCUCUGAUCCCUCUAGGGGGCUCUGGCCAGGGGCCAGACAGACCUUCACAGAUGCCUGCUUUUGACCUCCUCACUGUCUGACGAGGCGAGCACCCAAAGGGUUAAUAUUUAACCUCUUUUUCCGGACACUGGGGUCUGUUUUGGCAAUGUUCUUUAGGUGGUGGCCAUUCCUCUGGGUAUGUUAACCUAGGCAGUGGGGGGCCAAUGAGAUGGGAUGUGAGCUGGGAGAAGGCCUGAACCCCCAGCCUUGCCUUGUGUCUGGAGCCUCCUGGGGGAGGGGCGCCUCUCUUGAACCCCAAAUGCCCUCUCUCCUCACCCCCAAGCCCAUGGCUCGGCCUCUUCCUCCUGUCCGUUGUCUCUUCAUGCCCAUUCCGUUCCCUUCAGCCACAGACAGGUGGAAACCCUGAGACGGGCGGUUUCAGAGAUGGACAGAGAACUUUAUUUUGGAUUGUCGAGGUAGAUGUUUUUGUACAUAAAGAAGAAAAACCAAAAUACUCCAAAGAUGACUUCCCCUGCCUCCUGCUUCCAGUGUGACUGAGGAGGAUGUAAGGCCUUAGCCAUGAUCCCCAGGGCUUUGGGAGUAGGGCCUGGCCUGUCGCCUGGGUCUCUCUCUAUUUAUAUAUUUAAGUUCGCAGUGUUUCUUCACGCCAGCCUGAGCCAGAGGCCCAUGGCCCUGUGGUUAGGCCCGGCUCCUUCUGCACCUUGCCAGGGAGGUGGGAGGACACGGUGCCCCCCUUCCCGCUCUUCUUCAGGCUCGUCUAAAGCCUAAGACCUAUGUCGUAAUUUUACUUUUUAUUCCCAAAGUUGUAGUGAAGCUCUCGCCAUAAUAAAGGUUGUGAAUGUUC
Molecule: messenger RNA, 3081 nt
Organism: Saimiri boliviensis boliviensis (Bolivian squirrel monkey)
Lineage: Eukaryota; Metazoa; Chordata; Mammalia; Primates; Cebidae
Source: RefSeq, a predicted model, not a curated record